AUGGCUGCCGCUGACGCGAGUGCUAACAUCCUGAGUACGAGCGCGGACAUCGUCCGCUACCUGUCGGAGUUUGUGGGUGGCGACUCGUACUUCUUCUUCGCUCCUGUUUGUAAGGGUUGGGAGGCCGCUUGGGGAAAAGGCCGCCCAGCGUCGACCCGUCCCGUCACCUUCGACACGACGGUCACUCAGCUCGCGUCCAGCUUCGACAAUGGGCUUCGGCGCCACGCCGGCCUCUUGGAGGAAGCAGCUCGCCUCGGGAGGCCGGACCUCUUGCAGUGCUGCUUGGAUUGCGGCUGCGUCUGGUCCCGCACGGUGCAUGCAAAGGCCGCCGAGGCUGGGCAGCAGUGCGUCUUGGAGUGGGCCCGUGGCCGAGGGUUUUCGUGGGACCGCAACAUGUGCUCGGGCGCAGCGAGGGGGGGUCACCUGGCUCUCCUCAAGUGGCUUCGCCUCGAGAACAAGUGCCCCUGGGACCACAGCGUUUGCUCCUCUGCCGCCUUGGGAGGCCACCUUGAGGUUCUUCAAUGGGCCACAGAAAACGGGGCCCCGUGGAAUGGCUGGGCCUGUCGAGGGGCUGCCCUGGGUGGCCACCUCGACGUGCUUAAAUGGCUGCGACGGAAUGGCUGCAGCUGGGAUGCAGACACUUGCGCCGGCGCCGCACAGGGAGGCCACCUGACCAUCUUGCGGUACGCACGUUCCCAUGGAUGCCCGUGGGACCCAAGGACCUGCUCGUCCGCGGCGCUGGGAGGGCACCUGGACGUCCUGGGAUGGGCGCGUUCCAACGGCUGCCCCUGGAAUGAAUCCACCACCUGCAGGGCGGCAGAAGGGGGCCACCUCCAUAUCUUGAAGUGGGCGGCUGCGCACGGCUGCCCGAUGUCGUGCGAUAUUUGCAGCAAGGCAGCGAAGGGGGGACACCUGGACGUGAUCAUGUGGGCCAUGCAGCACGGGUCGGAGUGGGACAGUAACACGUGCCUGGAAGCGGCCCGGGGGGGGCAUCUCGACGUGCUGAAAUGGUGCAGAGCUCACGGAGCCCCCUGGCACGUCGACACGUGUUCCGCCGCAGCCGGUGGAGGCCACCUCGCUGUCCUGCAGUGGUGCCGACACAACGGGGCACCCGCCUGGGACGAAGGCACAUGCAACGCGGCCGCCAGGGGGGGGCACCUCCAAGUGCUCAAGUGGGCGAGAAUCAACGGGGCCCCGUGGGACGCCAAGGUCACCAACUGGGCGGCCAAGGGCGGGCAUGCGCCGGUGGUGCGGUGGGUUCUGGAGAACGGCUGCCCAACGGGCACGGGCGGGAGUCUGUACUAUUAGGUGGGGCGCUCCGGCUUCUUGGGUGCAGGAAAGCCAUUCGCCAUUUCGUUGGAGUUCAUCCAGUGUGCGUCGAUGGUCUUUUGGUGGGAAGGGGCGUUGGAGCGAUGUGUAAACACCGCAGUAUGGAAAAGGAUUUCAAGCUCAUGUAUGUCGGUGUUUGCUGUUCUUGGUGGUGUCGUUUGGGUUGGGGGGGGGGGGGGAACCCACCGUAUCCUAGUUAUUUGGACGACUUUGACUAGGUCGUUCGCUGUAUGUAUAUAACGGUGUUGUCUUAACACAGCAGGUGUCCGUGAUUGAUCAUUGUUUUCCGUGGGAGAGUUUUGUUUCUCACGUUUUGGAGACAUGUGCUGUCCGCCUAUUUCGUGUCGUUAUUUGACAUCUACUAUUGGUCACCGAUAUAAGGAGUGAGCCCUGUGGGCCCAUUUUUGUUUCUAUUUGCACGAAGGAUUAAAGACGUGUGGAAUCAUUCCAUGUAAGAGACAUCCUCGACCACCAACUAGAGACGUGGCAUGGCUGGGACUGAUUUUCAAAGCUCGAGUACUAUACUGGGUAUACAGCAGGGAAGAGUGGCUGUGCCGAAAGUGGUGGCAAUUGAACCGUCUCGUCGAGAGCUUUCCGGAAACAUAUCGUUUGAUUUGCACGUGUACAUCGUCUCCGGCGUGGAGGGAUCGAGCUUUGAAAAAUGGACUCACAGAGUGUGGCAUCUCUUUCAUCACGAGUGCUGUAUUUGGAAGGCGCAAGCUGCAUCGCACGCGCGUUUUUUCUUGUGUAUCUCGUUCUAUUCUAUUCUAUUCUAUUCUAUUCUAUUCUUUUCAAUUCUUCGUGAGCGUGUCCUUGAUGGUCGUGGUACAGAUACGUCUUGUUCUUGGGAGACGGCGGGCAUCACUCUAGUAAUAUGUUGUUUGUAGUAGCAAGCGCCGCUAGGGCGAUUGCAUGCCAAGGUUGUUGAGAGGGAGACUGACUCACACUCGUGUUGGCGGGUCAAGUUACGCCGUAGUAAUGCGGUAUGCAUUCCGUUCCAGCACUUUUCCCCGUGUCAGAUCGUUUUUUUCUCGUGGUAGAUCGGUUUUUCCCCGUGGUAGAUCGGGUUUCCUGGUGAAGCGCCGAACAUGACCGGUUUCGCAGCGCUUCCAUUCCAGGCUUGUAGCAAUAAUAAAUUGAUACACGCGGGCGUGGCCGCUAUAGGUGUUUUGCUGCGAGUUGCGUGGCUUCCGGGGAGAAGAGGGUAAUGGGAGCAUUCAUUUUGCUAUUCCCACGAAUACGCGGCACUGGGGCGUCACGCGGUACGCCGUUAAACGGUCAUUUUAUUUCGACAUUGUCGUCGUGCGAUAGCAAGCAAGCCCAGCCCCAGGAGCUGAAAAGUAGAUCGAUACACAGUAGUGCCUGCCGGUAUGAAUCGUGAUUCGUCUUUGGUUUUGAUUUUUUUGGGUUCGGGCGCUGCGUCCGCGGAACACGAACACGAUCAGACGGAGGCGCAACGGUGUCGUUCAACAUAAUUGUUGUUGAUAGUUUUUUUUUUUCGGGGGAAUUCGUCGAUUACUUGCGUCAAUUUGUUUUGGAGGAAGGGUCGCGUCUGUUUCUUGGCUGACGGUUGGUCUACGGUUGACAGCCUCCGAUUUGUGGCUACUGUAGAACCGUGUUAUCUUGUCCUGUGGCUAGAAUCUUUCAUAUCAUUACGAAUCGUCACUUUUACCCUUGUCGUCUACGUCUGGGCUGGUGGUAUCUAUAUCUACACGAUCUAUUCUUCCCUAGGCUCUUUUCGUGGUCUUACCGAGGGACUCCGUGUUUCUGUUUCUGGGGGGGGGGGGGGGGGAGAGGGUGGCGGUGCGGGCGUGAGCGUGCCCUCCUAGAACUACCGCCCGACGGUCAGGUUGGUUGAUGCGGAUUCUGUGGCUGGGUGUUGGGGGGGAGGGGUAUGAUCUAGUAUUCGUCGUUCCCCCCGUAGAACUGGUCCUCAUUUUGUCCCACGUAGUAGUACCGAGUUUGGGCAAAAAUAGUACCACCGAAUAGAGCCAAGAUGCCAAGGGAAACGGGCGAAGGUAAUGAAAUGUAGGGGGUAGACACCAUCUGAGGAGAAGUGAGUUGCGUGGUGUGUCGCCUCGUUCGUGUGUUGUUUUUGUUCGUUUUCCAGUGGCUGUGUUUCAUUCGUUGUUUUCUAAGCAAGUCGUAUUUAUCUGGGAGGACCAGGGAAUGCGUUGUGGAAACGCAGCAUAUGCAUGCAUUUUCGUGGUUGUAUAAACAGGGAAAAAUAAAAACGAUGGAAGAAAUCGGUCGAAAACCAUCCUAAGAGCUUUGUCGUCGACAGGACGUUUGUUGUCUUUGUAGCACAAGCGAGUGAGGGGUGCUAGAAUGGUGUUAACCAACGCCACUGCACUAAAUGCCUCUUCUUGAAAGAGUGGAAGUAACACGGAAUGGUAGAGAAGACGCUCCAAAGAAAGAAACCCACGAAGUAGCGGGGUAUUCGAUGUACAUUCGGUUCUUGGCACGGCGUGGCACGAGGAGCAAGCAUGGUGGUAUGUAGGUGAUUCUGUUUGGCAGCGAAACGCCGGGUGGCGGCAACGGACCGAGGGAUGCCUCUUGCAGACGUUCCAGGUCAAAGAAAACAAGAAAGAAACUGAGUGUCGAGCGCGGUUGCGAGGAAGCCUUGGUAGCUCCGCGCUUCUGGAAUCUCCCUCAAGGUUUGUUGUAGACGGCGCUAGAAAUCUUCGUGUAACAACGACGUAUGCAUCGUAAGUGUUUGGUCGAUUCUGUUUGCCACGUUCACUGAAGGAGGGCGGAAGUUGGACCUGCUUUGCUUUACUUUUUUGUGGACAGUCUCACAAGCUCGCCGGCUGAACCCCUAGUGCGGCUGUAUUCUGUACCAUGGGAAGAACUAAAUAGGUCGCGAGACCCCGUGCCGAAUUGAUCCAACCAACUUGUAUUCGGGUUUUCUGUCGAAUGUAGCGUUUUCGUCAGACCUGCUGGACGCACCGAACUCUCUGUUCGUGGCUUGACGGUGUGUGUUGGCAUGCAAACUCGCAGUGCGGUCAUUGGUCUGCGUCUAUCACUCCGGUACAUACGUAGGUCCUUGAGUCGUAAGUCGAUCGAAUCGUACCCCAAGAAUCGAGCAGCGAUUGUAAACAAGCAGGGUACCCCGUAUAGGUGAAAUGCGAGUCACUGAACCCCCGAGCCAGGAGGUGUCUCAUCUCUCCCCCGCCCUUCAGGCUGUUGUUGUUUUGCAAGAGUGCGGUGAGGCAUAGUACUGAAGCCGGUGCUUGCCCCGUAUCGCAACUAUUUAAAACAUGUUGCACUGUGCUGUGUCAGGUCCAAAGUGUAGUGUAGAUCUUGUACGACGCCUGGCAGGAGUUACCACCAUGGCAGGCACCGUAAGGCGCCUGCUGCUAUCGACGCAUCUCCUCAUCAUCAGUAGUGGGUCAGCCGAAAGUGUUCCUGCGGCAAACGUCAUACACGCCUCUUGCACUGGCUAAUACCAACGGCCGACUUUUGCUCGUUGGAACGGAUGGUUCUUUGUUGUGUGUGGGGGGUACAGGUUGACCAGCUGUAGAGUGAUACCGCAGGGAGGGAGGGGCAUCCGUCAUGGAGGAGAAAAUGCGCAAUCCGAUUGGUUGGUGAGAUUGUGUUCCAACAACACGAGAUUAUUUGUGCUGGGUGCCACCACUACGGCAGCGACCAGAUUUGAGUCUCGGGACAACGCGCUGCUUGCACUCUUGUGCAGGGGGAGGAUGGGGGGAAAGGCACCUCCUAAGCCUACGAUUGUUAUGCGCGAGGAGAGACGGGAUGGCACACAAAUU
Ectocarpus siliculosus is the source of this 5099-nucleotide messenger RNA. The record is from the annotation of a GenBank genome assembly. NCBI's taxonomy places the organism in Eukaryota, Phaeophyceae, Ectocarpales, Ectocarpaceae.